AUGUUCCGUUUAGCUGCCAAGCGUGUUACCCUACAGUUCAGGAGGGCCUUGGGUCGGCGAAGUUAUGCCACUGAGCAUCAGCCCGAUCUCCAAGAGCGUAUUGGAAUGGCCAGCGAUCGGCCUUGGCAGAUGGCCGCCCUGGCAAUCACCAUUCCCGGCGUCUACUAUCUCAGGCGUGGCGCCACCCGUCACUUAGACGCCAAACACCCCGGCGAGAUUCAGAUUGGAAGCAAAAAGCUCAAGGAUACUAAGCCAGGCAAAAAAGCGGCAGAGGCUAUCUCUGACCUGAUGACCGCUACGGAGCCGCUGAGGGAUCAGGCAUCCCAGGCCAUGCAGUCGAUGACUCCUGGAAGCAGCGGUAGCAGCUCUGCCGGCGCAAACACUCCGUCGAGCGGGUCUGUCUCCUCGGCCAUGAGCUCGGCCGCUGGCACUGUGUCGGCCACCACUGAGAAGAUGGGCGAAGCAGCCAAGGAGAUGGUUGGUAUGGGAAAGAAAUAA
Molecule: messenger RNA, 498 nt
Organism: Thermochaetoides thermophila DSM 1495
Lineage: Eukaryota; Fungi; Ascomycota; Sordariomycetes; Sordariales; Chaetomiaceae
Exons: 3
Coding region: 1-498 (165 amino acids)
Source: RefSeq, a predicted model, not a curated record